ACAUUACCAAAUGAGGAGAAAAGGAAGAUGUCAUCGAGUAUCGUCAGCAAGGCAUUCUUCUUCCCCAUGCAGUAUUAAACACUCCCCCACUCGAGAGACCUUGACAUACGCUCAAGCUCAAAGAAUGGUUGAAAUAGAAAUUGAAGGUCGCCUGCAUCGGAUCAGUAUCUUUGAUCCUUUAGAGAUUAUAUUAGAAGAUGAUCUUACAGCCCAGGAAAUGAGUGAAUGCAACAGCAAUAAAGAAAAUAGUGAAAGACCUCCAGUCUGUCUGAGAAGCAAGCGGCAUAAAAAUAACAAAGUGAAAAAGAAAUUUCCGAGCUCACAUGGUAUACCUGCUACGACAGCUCCUCUUCCAGAACCCAAAGUACGGAUUGUUGAGUACAGUCCCCCUUCAGCUCCUCGGAGACCUCCGGUGUAUUACAAAUUCGUUGAGAAGUCAGCAGAAGAGCUUGAUAACGAGGUGGAGUAUGACAUGGAUGAAGAAGAUUACGCGUGGUUAGAGAUCAUCAACGAGAAGCGGAAAAGCGACGGGGUGUCGGUCGUGUCGCAAAACAUGUUUGAGUUCCUUAUGGAUAGGUUUGAAAAGGAGUCUUAUUGUGAGAACCAAAAACAGGGUGACCACCAGUCUUUGAUCGAUGAAGAUGCGGUGUGUUGUAUAUGCAUGGAUGGCGAAUGCCAGAACAGCAACGUCAUCCUCUUCUGCGAUAUGUGUAACUUAGCUGUCCACCAGGAAUGCUACGGGGUGCCAUAUAUACCUGAGGGCCAGUGGCUCUGCAGGCACUGCCUGCAGUCCCGCUCACGGCCCGUAGACUGUGUCCUGUGCCCAAACAAGGGAGGUGCCUUCAAAAAGACUGACGACGAUCGUUGGGGACACGUUGUUUGUGCUUUGUGGAUUCCAGAAGUUGGAUUUGCCAAUACUGUUUUUAUUGAGCCAAUUGACGGUGUCAGGAACAUUCCCCCAGCCAGAUGGAAGUUAACGUGCUACCUCUGUAAACAGAAAGGUGUUGGUGCCUGCAUCCAGUGCCACAAAGCAAACUGCUAUACUGCAUUCCACGUGACGUGUGCUCAAAAAGCUGGUCUGUACAUGAAAAUGGAACCUGUGAAAGAACUAACUGGCAGUGGGACGACGUUCUCUGUAAAAAAGACUGCCUACUGCGAUGUACAUACUCCACCGGGUUGCACGCGGAGACCUCUCAAUAUUUAUGGAGAAGCUGAAAUCAAAAACGGUGUUUGUAGAAAGGAGGGAUCAGUCAGAACUGCUAGGUCUACAUCAAAAGUCAGAAAAAAGACCAAAAAAGCCAAGAAAACGGUGGUUGAACCCUGUACAGUUAUGCCAACGGUAUCUGCUCCUUAUAUCCCCCCCCAGAGAUUAAAUAAGAUUAUGAAUCAGGUGGCCAUUCAACGGAAGAAGCAAUUUGUUGAACGAGUUCACAGUUACUGGUUGCUUAAAAGACUGUCUAGGAAUGGUGUUCCUCUGUUGAGAAGGCUGCAGUCCAGUUUACAGUCACAAAGAAACACGCAACAG
This is a messenger RNA of Merops nubicus (carmine bee-eater), 1525 nucleotides long. It is a transcript of the gene BRD1, whose product is annotated as bromodomain containing 1. NCBI's taxonomy places the organism in Eukaryota, Metazoa, Chordata, Aves, Coraciiformes, Meropidae. The annotation marks the transcript as partial. Gene Ontology annotation, biological process: regulation of transcription by RNA polymerase II. Gene Ontology annotation, cellular component: MOZ/MORF histone acetyltransferase complex. The transcript is spliced from 2 exons. The record is from RefSeq and is a predicted model, not a curated record.